CUGUAGAUGCUCCGAAAAUAUGUUACAAAUGUAAAAAGGCAGGUCACCUUUCCCGAGAUUGUCAAGAACAUCCAAAUGAUUCUUCACAUGAACAUGUAAAUAACAGAGUUGGAGAUGAUGUGCGUGCGGCUCCAGAUGAUCUUACUGAGAUGGACAGGGCGGCCAUGGAGGAGGAGGAUGUUAAUGAGAUAUGCGAAGACGAGAAAGGGAGACUAAAUGACAUGGAUUACCUGACAGGGAAUCCACUAUCCAGUGAUAUUCUCUUAUAUGCAGUGCCUGUUUGUGGUCCUUACAGUGCACUGCAGUCAUACAAAUACCGAGUGAAGAUAAUUCCUGGCUCCGCAAAGAAAGGAAAAGCUGCAAAAACUGCCAUGAAUUUGUUUAGCCAUAUGUCGGAAGCAACAAACAGGGAGAAGGAAUUGAUGAAGGCAUGCACCGAUCCCGAACUGGUUGCCGCCAUAAUUGGUAACGUGAAGAUCACAGCUGCUGGUCUAACUCAACUGAAGCAGAAGCAAAAGAAAGGCAAAAAGACCAGCAAAGAAGAAAGCUAGCCCUGGUAUUUCUUAGGAGUUUGUUGAUAUGAACCUCUCUCCCAUAUACCUAUACGCACGGAGCAGAAUUUUGAGUAAAAAAGAGGAAAAAAAAUCAAUGUGGCAAAUGGGUGCUUCGUACUAGUUUCAAACUUCCAAGGUGUACAUGUCGGACAAGACUGGACUAUUUUUACAGUUGAAGAAUUUAGAAUGUACUGUUUUAAUUUUA
Messenger RNA from Carica papaya (papaya), 759 nucleotides. The record is from RefSeq and is a predicted model, not a curated record. Lineage: Eukaryota; Viridiplantae; Streptophyta; Magnoliopsida; Brassicales; Caricaceae.